AGACGCAGCACGCUAGAAAAGGGCCCACGGAUUAAAAUGACAAAGAACAUUAAAGGUGAGAAGAGGGAAAAAUGGUGUUGCAAAAAGCCAAAGGCCAUGUGAGCAGUUGUCAAGCCGACACAAUCAUGCGCCGGUGCGUGUGGGCCGUCUUGCUCUGGCCCAACCUGUUGACCUCCAGCGUCCCACUGGACUGCAGGCAGGAGCAGGGCGGCGUCUCCCGCUGCUCCUCCAUCUCCCAGGAGAAACUUCUAGACCGAGUCAUCCAGCACGCUGAGCUCAUCUACCGCGUCUCGGAAGAAUCGUGCUCUUUGUAUGAGGAGACUUUUAUCCCGCUGCCGUUGCAGUUCCAGAGGAACCAAGCAGGCUACUCCUGCAGAACCUUACCCAUCCCCAGCUCCAGGAGUGAAGUCCAGCAGAUAUCCGACAAAUGGCUGCUCCACUCGGUGCUGAUGCUGGUGCAGUCGUGGCUGGAGCCUUUGGUCUACCUGCAGACCUCCCUGGAUCGCUACGACGCCGCUCCAGAAGUGAUCAUCAACAAGACCAAGUGGGUGUCUGAGAAGCUGAUCAGUCUGGAGCAAGGGGUGGUGGUCCUCAUCAAGGAGAUGUUGGACGAGGGCCUGUUAAACCUAAACCACAGCGAGGAAGCCCUGUUCCAGUACGACGUGCAGCCGGAGAUGGUGGAAUCCGUGAUGAAGGACUACACCUUACUCAGCUGCUUCAAGAAGGACGCCCAUAAAAUGGAGGCUUUCCUCAAGCUCCUCAAGUGUCGGCAAACCGAAAUAUACAACUGCUCAUAAGAUCCCCGCCGCAGCUUUUCAAUAAUGCGGCUUUAAAUGAGUUCUGGAGGUCGGAAGCCGCGCACUGGUGGAUGUGACCAUGCCUCUGGCGAUUCAGCCUUGCUUGCGAUGCAGUACAUUCUUUUAUUGAUUGUUUUGGAAUAGCUUCACAGAAAAAAGAAAAAAAAAAACUAAGUAGGUGUAAUGCUGUGCCCUUUGUACAGCAUAGUGCAUUUUUAUAUUUCCCCGCUCAGUUGUUAUUUUAACCUGGCAAAGGCAACAGAGGGCAAACUCCCAAAAGAUUAUCUGCGUGUCGAGCUGUCAAAAAAAUCUGCAUAUCCCGCCAUUGAUUUCCAUUUUUCUUUGUUCUUGACCAGAGAUUUUAUUCCUCGCCGGUUUCUUGCAGUGUUUUGAUUAUUUCCAGGGCCCCCAGAGUAUUCAGUGAGACGGUUUCACUUCUGCAUUAGUGAAAUGAAACACUUUCACCGGAGACGGGAGUCAAACUGAGAGCAAUCACUAUCUUUAAAAAUGAAAUGAAGAAGGAAAAAAAAAAACCUGCACGUUUUGAUUGGUGCUGGAGAGGAUGAGGGAGACGCAGUGAGAACAAAUAACAGCUAAAAUGGGAAGUGGGACUUAUGUGGAUAAAGAAUUAGAUUUGCUGAAUGCUCAUCAAAGAACCAAAACUAUUGCUGUGCCUAAUUUUACCUGCAUGUAAUAUAUACAAUUUUUAACGGAUGAGGGAAUUACAUUUUAAUAGUUUGAUUUUAAAAAGCCCAAAUGUGCCACCAGAACCUUUGUAAUUAGCUGCUGUUGAUGUAAGAUGCUAGUGAAGCAAAUGCAGAUUAAAAGAAAUGAAGAAGAAAAAAAA
Molecule: messenger RNA, 1644 nt
Organism: Gasterosteus aculeatus aculeatus (three-spined stickleback)
Lineage: Eukaryota; Metazoa; Chordata; Actinopteri; Perciformes; Gasterosteidae
Gene: smtla
Product: somatolactin alpha
Biological process (GO): positive regulation of tyrosine phosphorylation of STAT protein; animal organ development; positive regulation of receptor signaling pathway via JAK-STAT
Cellular component (GO): extracellular region
Molecular function (GO): growth hormone receptor binding; growth hormone activity
Source: RefSeq, a predicted model, not a curated record